AUGCGAAGAUUUAAAAAACAUAUAUCCACAAGCGAUAAACAAGCGUGGGUAAGUGAUGAGACAGUCGCAAAGGUGGCACAAGAACACGACUGCGUGAAUCAAGCGCCGACAGCUGUGGCCUUGGCCCCGGCGGACGAACCGGAUGUCAGCCACCCACCUGAUGCUCUGGUGGACGCUGCACGGACUUAUCUAACAAUGCAGAAGACUACACGGCUAGCUCAUGUUCUGCCUCUUUACGCAGCAUCACUGCUAAUAAACAAUGGAAUAGCUGCUGGGGUUUUUGUAGGGAGGAGGACACUGGCUGAUGGAAGAGCCUCUCUGGUCAUGGGGACACAGGAAGCAAAUAUAAACGAUCCUUUGUCAUCUAUUGCUUUGCCUUCCUAUGAAACAGAGAGCUUGGGAGAUGCAAGCUCGCUGCAAGCUUUUGAUGAUGCCGCGGAGUCGUCCUUCGUAGAAUCUUCAGGCGAUGAAGACAGUGAUGAGGAGAACAAGGACAAAGGCAAAGACAGCCAGACGAAAGAAGAUGAGGCAGCGAGCAGUCCAAAGGACCAUGAAGGCCAUGGGGAGGGUAGCAAGUCCGAGGAGUCUCAAGAGUCGAAGAAAGCGACAGAUAAGGACGAGAAGGGGAAGGCAGAUGAUGAAUCAGAGGAUAAAAAGAAGGAAAAGGAAGUGGAAGACGAACACCAAAAACACGAAAACCUCCUAGCAAGUCCACAAGAACAAUCAAGAUACAUAAGAUCCAACAUGAAUUUGGCUUCAAAACAAAGUUAUGCAGCCAUGAAGAGCCUGGUGAAGGUUAUGGAUGCGCUGAAUGGCGUUGUUGCUCUGCUGAACCAAAUAGUUCAAGUAGCGCCUCCUUCUCAAUUCGCCGAAACAGUGAUGUUUGAGUCUUUGGGGAAAAAAUUAUCGUUGAAAGGGCUACUCGAUCAAGCUUCCACCGUACGUGGCAGUGUAGACCAAUUAUUUACUCUCCUGCUAUCGGCCAAACACUCGAUUAUCGGCAACAUCAACCGAGCUUUACCCGUUCGGCCGUCCCCUACACCACCACCAAAAUAA
Cyclospora cayetanensis is the source of this 1056-nucleotide messenger RNA. RefSeq lists its product as uncharacterized. The coding region runs from base 1 to 1056 and encodes 351 amino acids. The transcript has 3 exons. Lineage: Eukaryota; Apicomplexa; Conoidasida; Eucoccidiorida; Eimeriidae. The record is from RefSeq and is a predicted model, not a curated record.